CUCACAACAACAGCUGGCAGCAGAAAGACAGAGAGAAUCAGAGAGAGAAAGAGAAAGAGAGAGAGAGAAAGAUUCAGAGAGACAGAGAGAGAGAGAGAGACAGCGAGCCAGGAAGACAGGAAGAGACAGCAAGACAGAGAGAGAGAGAGACACACACACACAGACACACACAGAGACAGAGAGACAGGGCUGGGACGCACUCCUCCGCUGUCUGCCUUUCACACUGUCCACAUCAGUCGCUUUCCCCAGCAGCUUCCUCUUCACAAGAAUCCUCCGGGUCUGUCUUCUCUCCUGCCUCCUCUUCCUCUCCUGGCUGCGGGCGCAUGCUCACACUCAGAGACGGUGCAGUUUUCCGGAGCUCAGAGACAUUGACCGUUUUUAAAGAUGACCACCUCAUGGAGUGACAGACUCCAGAAUUAUGCAGACUUGCCCGCCAACAUGGACAGGCUGUCGAUGAAGAAGUACAGGAGAGAGCCCUACCACAGGGUGUUUGUCAACAGAAGUUUGGCCAUGGAGAAGAUUAAGUGCUUUGGCUUUGACAUGGAUUACACUUUAGCAGUGUACAAGUCACCGGAGUACGAGUCCCUCGGCUUUGAGCUCACAGUGGAGCGCAUGGUCUCCAUCGGUUACCCCCAGGAGCUGCUCAGUUUUGUGUACGACCCAUCCUUUCCCACCAGGGGCCUUGUGUUUGAUACCAUGUAUGGAAACCUGUUGAAGGUAGAUGCCUAUGGUAAUAUCCUGGUCUGUGUCCACGGAUUCAACUUCCUCCGAGGCCCAGAGAUACGUGAACGGUACCCAAACAAGUUCAUCCAGAGAGAUGAUACAGAGCGCUUUUAUAUCCUUAACACACUCUUCAACCUGCCAGAGACCUACCUCUUUGCAUGCCUUGUGGACUUUUUCUCCAACUGUGACAGAUACACAAGCUGUGAAACCGGCUUCAAAGAUGGAGACCUCUUCAUGUCCUACAAGAGCAUGUUCCAGGACGUCCGCGACUCAGUUGACUGGAUCCACUUCAAGGGUUCACUGAAGCAGAAGACAGUUGAGAACCUGGAGAAGUAUGUAGUGAGGGAUGGGAAGCUGCCUCUCCUCCUCAGCAGAAUGAAUGAAGUAGCCAAGGUUUUCUUGGCUACCAACAGUGACUUCAAAUACACUGACAAAAUCAUGACCUACCUGUUUGACUUUCCUCAUGGCCCCAAGCCUGGUUCCUCCCACCGACCGUGGAAGUCCUACUUUGAUCUGAUCCUGGUGGACGCCAGGAAGCCGCUGUUCUUCGGCGAGGGGACGGUGCUCAGACAAGUCGAUACGACAACAGGGCGUCUGAAGAUAGGAACAUACACAGGACCUCUGCAGCAUGGGAUAGUCUACUCUGGAGGUUCGUCAGACAUCGUGUGCGACCUCCUUGGAGCCAAGGGGAAGGACAUCGUGUACAUCGGGGACCACAUCUUCGGAGACAUCCUGAAGUCCAAGAAGCGUCAAGGCUGGAGGACGUUCCUGGUCAUACCGGAGCUGGCCCAGGAACUGCACGUGUGGACCGACAAGAGCUCGUUAUUUGAAGAACUGCAGGGUCUGGAAAUUUUCUUGGCUGAACUCUACAAACAUCUGGACAGCAGCAGCAACGAGAGGCCAGACAUCAGCACUCUUCAGGGAAGAGUCAAGAAAGUGACACACGACAUGGACAUGUGCUACGGCAUGAUGGGUAGCCUUUUUCGCAGUGGCUCCAGACAGACCCUGUUUGCCUCCCAAGUGAUGCGAUACGCCGACCUGUACGCCGCCUCCUUCAUCAAUCUGCUGUACUACCCCUUCAGCUACCUCUUCCGGGCCGCACAUGUUCUGAUGCCCCAUGAGUCGACGGUGGAACACACUCACGUGGACAUCGACAUGGAGUCGCCGCUGGCCACGCGCAACCGCACCCACUGCAACGACUGCAAGGACAUGGAGUGCAAACGCAACCAGCUGACCCGCUCCUUCAGCGAGAUUAAACCUCCCAACCUCUUCCCCCAGACCCCCCAAGAGAUCACUCACUGCCACGACGAAGAUGAUGACGAGGAGGAGGAGGAAGAGGAGGAGGAAGAGGAGGAGGAAGAGGAGGAGGAAGAGUAAUACGGUGGACUUGGACAGGAGAGCCAUGCUCCUGCUCCUGCCUUCCAAUGUUUCCCAGUAGAGUCAGUUGAUCUCUCAGAGUGAGGCAGAGAGAAAACAAUCUCCAGUAUGUAUGUGCGUGUCUGCUGUAUCAGUACUGUAUGCUCACACACACACACACACAUACUCUGAGAUUUGUGAGGAAAGUAUAAAGGACCAGUAGCGGGACAGAUUGUAUGAAGACUGUAUUCAUUCUAGGUCCUCAUAAUGCAACUUCAUUAUAAGGAAAGUAUAUUUGUUUUUGAUUUAAUCUCUGUAUCCUUUCCCCUACACACACACACACACACACACACGUAAAUAUCACAUAUUGUUUAUCAUUCUGUUUUAUAAGUUGACUUUUAAGACCUGCUGGUGGAGUAAACAGACGUUCACUUAAAUCCACCAGACACGGUCAAUAAACUGUAGUUUUAAUUGCAACACACUAGCCUUGCAGUAUGCACAUUGUAAUCAAACAAAAAAAUAUUUUUUAUGCAACUUGGGAACAACAUUCAGUUUGUCAUGUUUUGCUUCAUUUUGUCGAUUUUCUUCAUGAUAGAUGAUUGAUUUCUUCUAACUUGUAUGUAAGUGUGUGUGUAUGUGUCUGUGUGUGUCUGUGUGUAUCUGCCAAAGUAGACUCACUCAGACUGUAGCACCCUGAGUGACGGCGAGUGAAAGAUCCACUGUAUCAACCUGAAGCACAGCAGCACUGAAGCACAGGCCAGUGUGAAGCCGUUAAACAUGUGGUACGCAAGUGGCUGUCCAGCUGAUAUUCUGUUACCUAGCAACAAUGAGAACAGAGUACUGUAACUGUAUCUAAUGCCGACAGUCUCUAUGACAACUUUGAGCUACAGUGGUGUGUCUGUAAAUAGCAUCGGAGGGGGUGGGUUCUUUCCUUCAGCUCGGUUAUUUAGGAGGCUGAAACUUGAUUGUUAUAUUUGAAUAUUUGAGAGGGUUUUAUUUUAAUAGCCGGAUGUAAAAUAUGAGAAGAGUUUGACCAGUUGAAGCAACUUGAAAGACGUGUGAGGUGAAGCUGUAAUGACAGGAGCGUGAACGUGGCCUGUGUGAGAGGAGGGUUAUUCUGGGAUGUACAGUGCAGAGCUCCGUUCAGUACGUGCACCUCGCUGCUCACUGUGAUCAGCCUGCUUUCUUUAUUUUAUGAGGCUUUGUUGAGCUUUUGAUGUAACUUGCAUUUUCUUUUAACUUUACAACAGUGGACAAGCUCAGAACUUUAAGCCCUUGAAAACUUUUAAUUCUUUAAAACAAGUGUUUAUGAAUUACGACGGCGUAUUGGGGUCAUAUUGAAGUGAAAAAAAUACGAUUUUCAAGAAAAAAGUUGUAAUAUGAGAAAAAACCGAGAAGAAAAAAGUCAUUAUAUGAGAAUAUAGCUGUAAUUUAUUGAGAAAAGUCAUAGUAAUAUAUUAGUAUGGUAUAAAUAAGUAUAACCAUGCUGGCCAGGGGUCUGCUCCUUCUGGAUCCAAAAGCUAGAAUAACAAUUAUUUAUGUACUAGAUAUAAUGUGCAAGAUAUAAUAAAAUAUAUAAUAAAAUAGAUUGAGUUUAGUAUUUAGUUAAUUGAAGUUUAAAUCAACAAGAUAUUCCACAGUCCUCAUUUUAACACAGGCGAGAGGCUGAUCUUCUUACAUUCCCCCUCUAACAUGACACACAAUCUGACAUUUGAUCUUUUCUCAUAUUAUUUCUUAUCAAUUUCACGAAAUCUCCUCAAAAAAACCCCUUUACUACGUUGUUAUAAAUGAAUAAGCAAUGUCAAAAUGUAUAAAAGGGGUUAGGUAUUCGUUAUUAAUAGUUUAACUGUCAACAACAGUUUACCUGCUUCAUCACGACCGUGUAGUUUGAUUUGAGUGACAGUUAGUGUUUUUAUGUACAUUUUCAAUCUGCAUAAAAGGUGAUGUUUCACAGCUGAUGGAGUGGGUGCAAACAGACGUAGGGAUUAAAGUAGAAUGAACCAGCAAGGGACUCAAAGGAAAGUCUAAAAACAAAAAAAAGCCUCAGAUAAAAUCAUCUCUGUGGAGCAAUGAGGAGACUUUAACAUUUUCAGAUUUAUACCUGACACAAGCACAAAUUCGACUUUUCCAUCACAUUUUCCACUAAGUUUUUUUUUGUGUCAUGUUUGACCUCGGCUCUUCUAAAUGCUGCUGGAGAGGUUUAACAUCGUCACGACGCCCUGCAGACUAUUCUCAAGCUCAGUAAGGAGUGAAUAGUGAUGGAUGAACAAGAAUUCACAUUUUCUUUUGGAACAAAGUUGAAAUUUGACCUAACUUGCGAUGGAAACUUGGCAAGCGACCAAACAGCUGUCACCACAUUUGGAUUGAAACGUUGCCGAGUCCUGAUUGGUGCUUGAAAGAAUGUGAAUCUCCUUUAUCCAAACCCCUGCCUACUUCAACCUUGUGGGAAAAAUGUCUCAUGUCCUAGUAUUCAAAUGCAUCAGUGUUUGUUUUCAAAACGCUAAACGAGAACUACGUGAAUAUCAAACCUGGUGACUUGUUUGUUUUCUUUCCGUCUCUUUUUUUAACAUGAAGUGUAUCCUGAAUGUUAACGUUUCUCAUCUUUUUAUAUUCGGUGCUGACGUGCAUCAGUCCUGUAAAUGUCAGCUUGUUGAUUUAGGCCACCAAAGGGAAGAAAUGUGUCGCUACAGUGACACAAACGCCCCUUUUCCUCUUUUGUCCCUUCUUUUUUCUACACAACUGAAAUACUGUGUUUGUAUUCUCAGGCGUGACUUUUGUUUCUUGAAUGACUGGAUGUGCUACACGAGGCAGCUACAUUGCUUAUGAGAACGACUUUUUUCUUUGUAUAAUUUGCAUAUGCAUGUGAAAAUAAUAAGCGUAUCUGUUCUGCCACGGUAGCAUUUGUGUUUUCUUUCUCAUGGACGGCAUCCUUUUUAGGACAAGCUUCUUUUCUGGACAUUGUAGUUUACACAGGGUGAAAAAACAUCAUCUUAAUCUGUAAAAACAAAACUUGCAAUGAAGGGAAAUGUGAAUAGCAUGUUAAGUACCGUAACUUGUAAUCAACACCAUGGGCUUAUUUUUAUUUUAUUUUUCUAAGCUAGUGUUUUUUAAAUGGUCUUGGUUUACACAUCUGUAAUUAGACCGUUCCAUUUCCUUUUCUUAUCCUCUUUGUUUUUCAAACUGUUUUCUGUUUUUAUAUACUGUAUCACAGUGGUCGACCUAAAGCCUGGUGAACAGUUCCACUGUUGUAGAAGACGUUUAACCUUUGUUGUGAUGCAUCCACACUAACAUCCGGUGCCAAAACAGUCACCUGUCUCUCUGUAAACCACUGGGAUCUUCGGUUUUUAUGCAUAUCAAUAUGUUCUCCUGAACAGUGUUUUGUUUGUUUGUUCCAGAAACUAGCCUACAAACUGUACAUUGAGAAAAAUACAUAAAAAAUGUAGAAUAAAAAUAGUUUUUCAUAA
This is a messenger RNA of Limanda limanda (common dab), 5543 nucleotides long. RefSeq names its product 5'-nucleotidase, cytosolic IIb (gene nt5c2b). Lineage: Eukaryota; Metazoa; Chordata; Actinopteri; Pleuronectiformes; Pleuronectidae. The coding region runs from base 385 to 2100 and encodes 571 amino acids. Gene Ontology annotation, molecular function: 5'-nucleotidase activity. The transcript has 18 exons. The record is from RefSeq and is a predicted model, not a curated record.